Lineus longissimus is the source of this 4910-nucleotide messenger RNA. RefSeq names its product hemicentin-1-like. The record is from RefSeq and is a predicted model, not a curated record. Gene Ontology annotation, molecular function: axon guidance receptor activity; protein binding. Lineage: Eukaryota; Metazoa; Nemertea; Pilidiophora; Heteronemertea; Lineidae. The transcript has 11 exons. Gene Ontology annotation, biological process: synapse organization; homophilic cell-cell adhesion. Gene Ontology annotation, cellular component: neuronal cell body; plasma membrane; axon. Bases 167 to 2923 code for a protein of 918 amino acids.
CUCGUAUCGUAAAGACGAUGCGAAGGUGCUGAGGAACUCGCAAUAUCUUUUUAUCAAAACAAUAACAAGUUCUCUAUUCACCUGUGCCGAAUUCUUCUUGGUGUUUUUAAUCCGUUAUGAGGACAAUUUCGCAAGGAUUUUUCGACAGAUCGUUUAAAAACCGGUGAUGACGAACAAACGAGAAAAAGUGCCAUAUUCCCACCAUGUGAUCACAACACUCUUGUUCAUUAGCCUGAUUUUAAAUUGUGCAAAUGCUGCUCCUUCUUACAGUGUGAAUGUUUCACCGACUACCGUUGGUAUAGGCGAUAGUGUUACGUUAUCAUGUCGGAUUACUGACCCUUCUGGGUUCACUGUGCAGUGGAGGAAAGCUAUCAAUGGUGAAUUCAAAGAUGUUGGAACCGCAACUAAAAAUGGUUGCAAAUUAAACAGACAGCUUGAUAGCACAAACUACAGAUGGGAUAUCUGUGGUGCUGCGACAAAUGUCUCCCCAAGAGACUUUAAUUUAAAGAUAAUCAAAGCUCGACCUGCUGAUGCUGGUACAUGGGAUUGUAUUGAUAUUGGGAAGGGCACGCCUAGUGACCGUGUGGAAGUCAAAGUACAAGUGCCACCACACACGCCUACAGUGACUGGCCUGGACAAACCAGUGGGUGUAGGGACGACACAUACCUUGACAUGCGAUGCCCACCAGCCGGGAAUAUCAAACUCCAUCGCCUAUACCUGGUAUAAGGACAACAUCGCCAAAGCUACUCUCAGUGAUCUGUCCUUUAAUCCGGUCUCGAAAGCAGAUGCCGGAUCAUAUAGGUGUGAAGCGAAGAAUGCUGUUGCAACUACAACUAGCAAGAGUCUAGACUUUGAAGUGUAUUACCCACCUAAUACAAUAACCCUUUCAUCAACAAAAUCAGUGCGUCCAUUAAACCAACGAGAGACAUUCACCUGUAUGACCUCUGGAAGUAACCCGCCCAAUCCAAUACUGACCAUCUACCGAGAUAAGGGCGGGAAAAAGGAGCUUCUUACUAGACCUGGGCCAACAAUCCUAUUGAAUGAUCGGACGAUGGCAAAAUCAGACAACCAGGCCAAGUUUUAUUGCGAGUCGAGUGUGAGCGGCUAUCCGAGUAUGUUCAAGAAAUCCAAUGAGAUUACGUAUACAGUAUAUUAUCCACACACCGUGACCUUGCUGACUAACUCAACAAGGACAGUGGUAGCAGGAACGACCUUCACCUCAACCUGCAAUGCCACUGGUGGAAACCCAGAGAACGUCAAGCAGUACAGGUGGACACGAAACGGAAAGACGCUGCAGUCGACGUCCCGUGUUUAUUACCGUUACGACGUGAAAUAUGACGACGGAGGAAACUAUGGGUGCACUGCAACAAAUGAUGGUGGUUCCACAUCAGACAGUAUGAACAUAACUGUAAAUUACCCACCAAUAUGGAACCCUGCACUUCCUGAAGUCCUGACAACGACCGCCACCUUGAACCAGCCGGCCAAAUUCACUCUCCACGUCAUAGCUAACCCAGUCGCUACGGUUGCUACCUGGUUCCGCUACCACAGCUCUACAAACUUCACAGCCCUGGACUCCGAUUUCACCCCUGCAAAGGUCAAUGAGACGACGUACACUUUAGAGAUAAAAUCAGUAAAGCAAGACUAUUUUGGGCAAUAUAAGGUGGAUGUCACAAGCCCAACUGGUCCAAGCGCAUUCAUUUUCAAAUUGACACCACCUGGUCCGCCCUCUGCACCCAGCAUUCUCAAAGUAGUCAACUCAUCUGCCGUAGCAGUGACCCUCAAAUGGAUCUCAGAAUUCAAUGGUGAUUCGGAGCAGAGAUUUUACAUCCAAUACAAGAAGUCUGCAGAAAACUGGGAUGUUGCAACGGAGGUUCCCAAAGGAGGAAUAACUGAUCCAGGUCUCAAGAAAGCCGUGUAUCAUAAGGUUAUGGGUCUUGAGUCGAAUGUCUGGUAUAUGUUUCGGGUGCGCAGCAAUAAUUCUAUGCCGGGAACUCACGCGAGUAACUUCAGCAACAUAACAUCAGGGAAAACACCAGAGAAACCCGAACUGUCCCUCAUAUCUGUAAAUCGGAUACGUAAAAAAGUAACCGUGGAAUGGGAACGAGUGACCGGAAAAUAUACAGGGCUAAAGAUCAGAUACUGCCUGACCGGCACGGACGACUGCAUGACUUACGCCGUGCCUAAACCAGAGGAAACCCAUGCAACCUUUUUUGUUGAUCCCGAUAAGACAUAUUAUUAUUAUGUACUGGUCGAAGAUGGUGAUGAUGUUGUAUACAGGAGCAGGUUCUUCAAUGAUGAAGUUGAUGACAAGAUAAACAUAGGUGUUGCUGCUGUAGGCGGUCUGGUUGGAGCAGGCAUUGUAGCGAUAACAGGCGUCAUUCUGGCUGUUGUUCUAUGGAAACGUGGUCUGGUGCGAUGGGGAAAGAGGCACAGUCACCGACCUGAAAAUGACACCGUUGAUUACGAUGAUACCAGAGUUGAAUUCACAACACCCGGGAAUCGCCCUAUACACACCUCCGCCAACAUUGGGACUGGGUACGCUAAUGUUGUGUUUCACCCUGAACGCUCGCUUGAACAACCCCCACAGCCAAUGCCUAUGGGGCACCACCUUUCAGUUCACGGAAUCCGUGGGAAUGAGCCCGCCGACUCAAACGAUGUCGUGGACGGUGAAGUGGGUGCGUACGAUUACGCGACAUGGCAGCAGGGUGUCCCAGGUCAACUCAGAAUCCUAGAAGAGGGGCAGCCUGACCAAAGCACAGCAGAGAGCAGUUCAGGCAAAGCUAAUCGGGGCCAUGGUCGUACUCCAUGUCGUUUGAAUGACAAUAUGGCAAACGAGCAAGAGUCACUAUAUGCGCAUAUUGAUCCAGAAGGGCCAGUGAAGCAUGGAGAGUAUUUGGACUUCAGACAACUAAGUUCAGAAUAAUAGGGUAUCCUCAUCCCAAUAGGCGGCGCUGAUUAUGAAUUGGAUAUACCCUAGUGACAGUCAGCACCACGUCGGGGCGGCCGUGGUUUUGCUGGUACCCUAUUGAGACCUAUAUGAAAACUCUUGAAGGGACACCCAUGUCGAGGUGUUUGUCUGUACUUUUGACAACAUCGACGUACAGUUGGCGCCCGUGUAUAACAUGAUGUACUGUAUUGUUAACGUAGUAUAUAGGGAAGGUUGUGACCGUCAGUUACGUCAACCGGUUUUCGUUGAUACUUGACUCCAUCAAGGCCGCAUAAUUCCGCUGAAAAACUUUAACAGCUAGAAGUUAUUUUUGCCGCAAAAAAGUCGUUACCAGUAUAUCUUCACAAAUAACGGUUUUUGUAAUAUAUUGCGUACAUUUGAGCACUAUGACAGAAGUACUGUGGUAGCGUACCUGGAUAUGGAUCAAAGUCGAGCUUCCUGACGUAACCGAAGGUCUCCACCAGUCCAAUCAAGGUAUAGAUAUGAACGAUAUACAAAGUCUGCAUUAUACGUAUGUACACCCGAGAAGAGUCUAGCAGCCCUAUUGGUGGGGAGGUAACUAUAGUAGACACAAUUUUUAUGGAGUUUUAAGGAUUUUAAGGGUAAUUCGUUGAAGGAGAACUUUCUCUCAUUAGACUAACUGAUGGAGUGCGGCGAACGUGUUCGAAUGCGGGCUUGGCGAUUGCUCCCCGAAUCUGGUGAUUAAAAAGCAAUUCGCCGUUCAUUACUCCGAGUGGAAGACCAUGCGUUUGUUCGGUUCUUCGCCGAGUACGAAUACUUCUCUUCUUGGUAAAGAAGAACGUGUUUUCCUUCGGCAGAAGCCGCCUAUACGCGCGGUGUCUACCGAGACGAGCUCGCUCGCUCUUGCUUUCGGUACUUUAGCCCUUUGCCGGUGUUGUUGGUGGAGUCGAUGUGUGUAUUAUAUAAUCAUAUUUAUAAUCAUAUUUAUUCAUGUAAAUUAAAUUACAUUACAAAUGUGCAAAAGUACAAGUGCAACAAAAGUACAAAAAGUGAUGACAAAGAAAUGAAAGACCCUCCCAAUCCCUACAUAAUUAUAAGGCAUAGACAUUUUCACAGGGCUACCCAGUACAGAGUACCCCAAGAAUUACAUUCAUAUUGUCGAUAUCUAUCCCCGAAAGUGAGUCUCUAUACAUUAAAAAAUAUCUGAUAACAGCAGCAGUUUGCUGCAGUCUAUAAAACUCGGCCUUUAAAGGUACCUUGAAAGUUAGAGGAACGUGGUUUCUGGGUAUAUCUAACUCACUAGCCAAGUGUGAGAGUGUAUUUGAUACAUUGGAGCCACUGCCAUUCAAAAAAAGCGUACUCGCAAGAUUAACAUAGAUAUUGGAAUUGUUUACAGCCUUACGAUAAAAGUUUAAAAAUCUGUUUUGUAACUAUAUUUUUAUUGAACAGGUAUCUAAUAUUAGUGGCAACAGGGCACAAUGAGUCCAAGGGUGAAGUCUACAUAAUUUCCGAACCGCUUUUCUCCAUGCUGUAUAUAAUACGCCUACUACUUUAUUAUUUAAAUCCCACAGGACUGCACCAUAGAGUGACGUGCAUGAGUAAAAAAGUUUGAUUUUUGUUUCAAAAUUGCAAAAAUAAAAUUUUGAUAUUAGGACAUUUACCCGCCUAUUGAAAUCUGAUACUGUUUUAUGUAUGUCUUGAUUAUUUACCCUCAUUCCAAUUAAGUUUCCUAAAUGGAGAGCAGUAGCUUCAGCAGUUACAGGAAUACCCUGAAAAGUGAUAACUAUUGGUAUAAGAUUUCCACCACCCGGUUCCAGACAGAAAUAUAACAACUGACAUUUCGCGGGAUUGAAUUUGAUGCUAUAAUCAUUUGAGUAUAAUAUAGAAACUUGUAAUUGUGUGUAUUACGGGCAGUGUGCUUGGCGUUGCCGUUUUUUACAUUGCCACGGCAGCAAUUUUUGGACGUUUCUUUGAAGCCGCCUAAAAUUUUGCCCGCUUCUAG